GAAAACAACACAAACAAAAAAGUAAUUUUAGAAAUUGCAUUGAAUCUGAGUGGAUUUCAGCUAGCUAGCUAGCUUGUUGGCCAGCUACUAAGUAUCUAUAGCUUGGCUAUGUUCUCAAAAGAGUAUCGUCCUCUAAAGCGGCCCAGAAUAGGUGUUCCAGACUACUACCCUCAAGACUCCAAGCAGAAGGAGGAUGAAUUGUCACAUAACAAUGUGACCAAUGGAUAUCGAUCUGCGUCCGUACUGCCAUCUGGGGAAGAGUUUAAAGGAGCACUGAAGGACUUCAAUCAACACUUUCUAACAACUAAAGAGUAUUGCCUCAAAGUGAACCAAGUGGAGGAUGAGCGACGACGGCGGAGAUGGGUCCAGGACAGCGAGAAGAAGAAACUCCAGGUCUCUAAAGACAACUUCUUUCCCGUUCCACUGGGCAGGAAUCGCAAAGAGAUUGCCACCCAGUGGUUCCAGGACCUUGCCUCCAGCAAGCCACUCUCACAGCUGGCCAAGAAGGUACCCAUUUUCAACAAGAAGGAAGAGAUAUUUGACAACCUCUGUGAGAAAGAUGUCCCCAUAUCUCGAGCAGCUUGGUAUAUUAAGAUGAGCUCUGCUUACAAUGUGGUGAUGACUGAUUCCAAACUCGCCAAGAAGAAGCAAACUGCAGAUCCGUCCUUUGAUUGGACGAUAUCGUUGACCAAGUACAUGCAGGACAGUUGUUGGCGUAUCUGCAAUGAGUCACAGGUGAUGGGUCGUCAUGACACUCACGGAGGCCGCACCUCCUCCACCAGCGGACGACAGUCACCGUCAGACGAGACUCUCCUGGAGAUAACCCACUGGCAGUACAUGCUGCAUCUAUCCAGCUGGCUAUAUGAGGAGAACCUGCUGGACAAGCAUGAGUUCAUUCGCUGGUUGGUGGACCGAGUCGAGCAUGUCAAGUCUGCAGACACAAAGGCCCUCCAGUUACACCUCCCUCUAGUUCUCAGGCACCUUCUGGACAUUGCCAACUGUGUGUCCCUGGCCAGACCUCUAGUGACCUACUGCUGUGAGAGACUGGUCGCUCUGUAUGAGAUGGAGCAGCGACUGCAUAAGCUCCACCCACUGAUCAAGCAGGAGCCUCUUGAACGAGUGCUGGAGACUAACGAAGAUGACUCUGUCUUCAAUGAGCCCUCCAUCAAGCAAGAGCCAGGCAGACCAUACAAAGACAGCAGGUCAUUGAAGAUGUCUACCUCUGAGAAAAAAGAGGAGCGUAGUCCUGCCCCCGUCAUCAGCGGCCCUAACGAUGAUGACUUGUACUUCCACUGGUGCUCUCAUCAUCAAGCAGUGAUGCUGGAGCUGGUGUGUGUUAUACAAACCAUUGCCAUUCGUUGCCCUACAGCAUUCGUGCAAAUCAAGAUGCCUGGAGGUCGUGGUAUCCUGAUGCGUGAGGGUGAUAAGAUCUCCUCCCCCCUCACAAUCCUCCCAUGCUCUCUGUCACAGCUACCCAUGCCCACCAGUCUCAAGGCAGACCUACAGAAGAAGUUGCUAUCAGGCCUGGUGGCAGCAGAGGCCGAGAUCACACAGCGGAACAAAGCUUCUGAGAGCAGGUGGUCUUCAAUGACUGUAGCAGACCUCCAAACAACCUCUGAAGGCUCCAAUGUGAAGCAGAUUCUGAAACUACUAGAUGUGCUAGACAAGAGUUCUUUCACCAGCUGCCGAGCUCAUAACCCUCUCACCACUCUCUACUGUCAGAUUGCCGAGGUUCAAAGGUCAAGCGAUGCUCCUCUCUCUGACGAAAUGUUGACUAUGUUGUUGUGCAAGUGGACAACUACACCACAUCGCUAUGGCGACCACCGGCCGCUGGUAACAGCACAGAUCCUCUGGCAGAGACAAAAUGAUAUUAUAAGAGGUGUGAGUUGGAGUGAGAGCUAUGAUAUGGACCAUUUGGACGAGGGAUGGGAGGAGUCAGGGAGCGUGGAGCGACUGUGUGAUACCCCAUACCCCCUACAGCAUAUACUCAUCAAGUUCCUCGACACAAGGGCACCCCUCCCUGAUGACCUCUCAGCUCCUAUGCAACCCACCGAGCCGUUCUUCAAGCUAGUGGUUCUUUUCGCUGAGCUAAUUCGAUUGGACGUCUUCUCGUAUCGCCUUUUUCUCUCCACCCUCAUUGCCCGAGGAGAGUCACGCCCUCCAAUCAUCCCUUGUCUCCCAUUUGCACGAGACGGUGAUAGUGACAAAUCACGCAAGAGACAACACUCAGAGCCGUUGAAUCUCUCUAUCCCUCUCCCUCUCCCAGCACUCAAGAAGCUACGAUACGACCAGUCUGAAGUGAACAUUGCAUCGGGCCCCAAUUCCCCAAUGAGCUCAUCGUUUGGUGGAAUCGGUCUCACCUCUGCUCUGGACUCUCUGAUAACAAGCUCUUCCCCUAUCUAUCAACAAGAAGGUGAGAGUACUACUAUAAUGGAGGACAGGGCCAAGAAGCUGAGGAUGCUGGAACAUGAAUCAUCGCAACUGUCUCAGAUUAUGUCUCCCAUGGAUUUCAACACACUAGCCACUGACACAGAUGCACCCAACUCUCCGAUAGCCACUUCGAAAACGGACCCUUUCAACUUCUCACUCUCUCUACUGGACGAUGAUCAUGUUCUGGACCUGCCCCUGAACAUGCAUUCCUCGAGACACCUCCUCUUUGCAGCUUACUUCCCCAUAGCUGACUCCCAACUUUCCCAGCAGUGCAGCAACGAGCGUAAUAUUGUACUCUGUGGUGUGGGCAAGUCUAGGAACAAGGUGGAGGCCAUUGUGAAGAAGAUAACUGAAGAAGUAGAGCAUUACUAUCGACUGCUGGGUGACAUUCAAACACCAGUGCUCCCAGAGGAACGACUACAGAGUAGUAUGACCAGCUACCAAUGUCUGCCCACAUUUGAACAGAAUGUUAUUGCAACAUCUUGUGAGAAGAAGCUUCGACGGUCCCUCUCGCCCUCUGGCAAGAUCUAUCCCGGCUGUGCUCAGUUGGUGUUUGUCUGUGAGCUUUUAAAGGUGUGUGGGAGCAUUAGUCAGAUUCUGCAGCUCCUGGUGGACAUAAUAGCGUGCAAUGCGUUCAUUGGAGAUGACGAGGAGAGCAGGAGGUUUAUGGACCCCCAUCGAGGACCACCCCCUCUGCCUACUGAACUCCGCCUACCUGUGAUUGGUGUGCUCCAGAGGUACUCGUCAUGUCUGAUGCUUUCACAACAGGACACAGCUCUCGUAUUUGAGGGAUUGUUUCGGAUCUUGAGUGCCUCCCCGAAAAGUCCCUCCUCUCACAAGACAGUGUUCCUCUUCCUUCACAAGCUCUACACCGACUGCUCCUACCUUCAGAAGACCUUCAGAUCCACCAACUUUGGUAACUACUGCGUCCAAUAUGGGGAGAAGUUUGGCCUCUCCACAGAGUGGUACAAACCCACCGUCACUGAGGGCGACUGGCAGCGGACAAACAUACUACAGAUGCUCUCAAAGCCAAGUAACUGUGACAUAAGCAGCCUGUGCACCAUGCUCAAGCCUGGCAUGGCCCCUUACUUCAAUGCCACCUUCGUCUUUGCAGUGGACGUCUUCUCACUAGCAUGUCAGAAAACUGUCAACUGUGAAAUGCUGAGUCAGCUUGCUUUCAUCUGUGCGGAGGUGUGCUGUGAUAGAGGGGUGAGCGUGAACUCUGAACUCUUGGGGGCGUUCCGUGCUCUGUGUAUCCCCAAUCAGAGCAACACCAAAACUGGCUUCACUGCACUCACCAACAAGAGCAAUAUAUUGAUAGACCCUGGCAUCCACUCAAGUCUUCUUGUCUUUGUGUGCCUCCUCAUCUCACACAACAUCUUCCACCUACAAGAUGUGAUUGUGUACAUCAUCACUGCAGUGAUCCAUGUCCAGUUCAGUGGCUCCUCCCACCAAAAUCAUCGCUCCCUCGAAUUUGCAACCUCUCUUAUUGUUCACCUCCUGGUUCCCGACUAUUCUGAGAGCCAUUCGAACGCAGAGCACUCGCCUGCAGUGAGACUGCCCCCAUUCGUACAGGACACUCUACACUCUAAGUGCAGGGAGCUCAACCUUGGCUAUGUGAUCCUACUGCUCAAGAAUCUGCUGAAGAUCAGCCAAACGAAUGUUUCCAGGGGAACCAAGACGGGUUCACUGCUAGUUCAGUCAUCAGGGCCUGGUAAUGAAGCUACCCUCAGCAAGGUGAAAGCCACCCUUGAAACCGUGGCAUCCCAGGACUGGGUUCAGGACAAGUCCAGCAUGCAGGGCUCUCGACUGCUGGAAUCAGACAUGCUUGGGGACACAAGUUUGACCCCCUCACAGGCCCGUUACCUCCUCCAUCUCCUCUGCCCCUACUCCACCACAGCACUGCCCUCAGACUGUGGGAAGCUGGCCAAGACUGACCCACACCCCUCACUCGAGCAUAUACUCAAGAAUCUGGACCAGUGGACACUUCGCAAUGCCCUGCUCCAUAUUGAUGUGCAUGUGCAGCAGGCGACUACCGUGGCCCGCACAUCUCUUCAGGACCACCUGGCCAGUGUGGUCAUUCACAUUUUCGAGGAUUCCUGUGGAGAUGAGUUCCUCGGACAAACGAUUGAGUGCAGCGUGGAGAGUGGGGACGGAUCUUAUAGCCCCCGUGUGUGGUUGGUGACACCUCUCAUCUCUCAGCUAACACAGUCUGUGUUGGGACGAGUGCUGAAGAGUGCUGGCAAUAUCCUGGGUCAGGGGCAAUGGUGGAAUCCUGAGAAGAACCAAGAGAAGAGACGAUCUACCAGAGCAACCAGUGGAGUGGCUCCACCCAAGACGGGUCUCCAGUGGCAGCAGCCGUUCCUAGAGCUGGUCCUGGCCUGUAUGCACGCUCAGACCAACACUCACGAGGAGUUGCUCCAUCCACUCAAGUCUCAGCUCUCCACCUUUCUCAAUGCUUUCGACAGGGAGGGUACUCCAGCUGACGAACAGAGCAAGACAAUGUUGUUUGCUGCUAUUAAACUCCGGCUCAGUCUGGUGGGCUCCAUGCUUGGCUCUAUCUGCUCUAGUGAGACCUUCACUCUGGAAUGGGUACCUCUAAUCAUGCAACUCAUCUGUUCAGGGGCCGUGGAUCGACAGACAGACACGAGUGAGCUGUUCACCAACUGCCUUGACAUGCUGUGCACACUCCUCCACUCUCUACCCUUCGAGUUUCACAACUGUCUCGCCACGGCCGGAGAAGAAGGAAAGAAAACCUACAUCACCUGUGUUAAGAAACUCAAGUCUGAACUGAAUGGAGCCAAGUCGUAUUGUGUGGGGGAGAUUCAGCAGCUGUUCCCCCUCUCCCAAGAGGCCUACACCAUCACCACUGUGAAGCAACCAGACUCUGUCAGUCUCAAGACCUCCUUCAACACUUACUCUGAGAGAAUCAAGGGCUUGAGAGUACAAGACACUCGUGAUAUUUCACCGUGGGACAUUCUAGAGGGUGUCAAAAGCAAUGGACCGCUAAUGCUCUCCUGGUUUGGAGGUGUGCGGGUGAAGAGAAAACCGCUAAGGUUUGAGGAGCAAAGAUGGCUACUUCGAUUCCACACUCAUCAAGACCAAUUCAAGGACAUGAUGUACCGUCCCAGUUUUGUUAAGCUCCCUGAAGCAGUCGCCGUGGAAGUUAGCGAUACAGUAAAAUUACCAGAAGAUGGACAAACACCAAUGGUUGAAGUAGGGAAAGUGCUUGGAAGAGAGGCCAAAGUUGUACAUGUAGAUCAGAAGUCAAUAGGGCAACUUGGCCCAGGAGCAACCAACAAUCAACCCCAACAGUCUCAAGUGAUGCCUCGAGUACCCACACAAAUUAACCAGCAACAGCAGUUCCAAAUAAGGCCUAACAUUGUUCCACGGCCGAUGCAACCCGUGAUGAGCCAACAGCCUGGUGUGUUGGAACGGAUGUAUAAUCAGCCAGGCACUUCCAUGAAUGACAAACAAGCCAUUUUGAAUCAAAUUAGACAGCGAGCUCUAUUUCAAGAAGCUGUGAGAAACAGGGCUAAUCCCCAAGGAUAUGGCCCCCGACCCCCAAUAUACACCCCGCAGCAGAGAAUGAUGCAACAACCUGGCAUGAACUACAGCAACAAUCCAGCGGUGAUGCAGAGAAUGAUGUUACAACAGCACCACGAAAAGAAAGUAAUGGCACAACGACUGCACCAACGUGCUCAGAUGGCCAUGCAGCAGCAAGCACAGUUUCCGGGAGGCUAUCAUCCGGGAAUGCAAGCAGGUGGGAUGCAACCGAUGCAAGCUAAUCCCCCGGUUCCCAUGCAUCAGGUGCUGCAUCAAGGGGGAUACAGCCGAGCCAUGAUGCCACAACAAGCACCCGGGAGCAUGAUGGUGCCUGGCAACCAGCCCAGAAUGCAGCAGUAUCCACCCCAACACCCCUCGGGGAUGAACACUAUGCACAGACAGUUCUAGGUAGAUGAAUACAACUUAUUUUUUCUCAAUUGUCGGCUUUUCUCAAUUUCAUGCACGGUGUAUAUCGAAUAGAAAUUUCUGUUCGUUUAUCUAUGGCUCUACCAACGA
This is a messenger RNA of Halichondria panicea, 6492 nucleotides long. Its product is annotated as mediator of RNA polymerase II transcription subunit 12-like protein. Gene Ontology annotation, cellular component: mediator complex. The record is from RefSeq and is a predicted model, not a curated record. Gene Ontology annotation, molecular function: transcription coregulator activity. Gene Ontology annotation, biological process: regulation of transcription by RNA polymerase II. The coding region runs from base 109 to 6384 and encodes 2091 amino acids. NCBI's taxonomy places the organism in Eukaryota, Metazoa, Porifera, Demospongiae, Suberitida, Halichondriidae. The transcript has 26 exons.